AUGGAGGCCGGAGCUGCCCCUGCACGCCCUGCAGUGCGAGCAGCACCAGUAACUGCUGCAGCAGCUGCUGCUGCUGCUGAUCGUGUGUACGCUUCGCAGCAGGUGCAGCAGCAACAGUUGCGCAGCCCUUUGCUGCAGCCGAACUCGCUCUACGAGCUGCAGCAGCGUCAGCAACACGAGCAGCAGCAGCAUAGAUCCCUUUCCCCGCAGCUGCCGCUGCAAUGGCACCAGGCCGGCAGCACGGAGCAGCAGCAGCAGCAGCUGCAGCUACAUCAGCAUCACCAGCAGCUGCACCUGCUGCACUACAACCAGCAGCAGCACCAGCUGCAGCAGCAGCAGCAGCAGGUGCAACAGCAAGAGCACGACCAGAAUAUCCACGAGGAGCUAGAGCGGCUGCGGCAGCAGGUCGCACUGCAGCAGCUUCAACUGCAGCAGCAGCAGCUAUCUCAGCACCAGCAGCACCAUCCGCGUUCUCUGCAGCAGCAGCAGCAGGACAGGCAGCACAGAUGUGUGCAUCCGCAGAGACAAGUGGCUACUUUGUCCUUAGCGGGAUGCAGCAGAGGAGGUGCGCUGCUGUCUGUGGGUAGCCGCAGCUCUACCGCAGCAGCAGCAGCAGCCGCAGCAGCAGCAGCAGCUUGCAGCUGCGGCGAGAGCUCUGCAUGCCCCUGCAUGGACCCCACGUGGCACCUAAGCGCCUCACCCGAAACAGCCGCUGUUGCUGCUCCAGCUACAGCAGCAAAUGCAGCAGCAGCGGCAGCAGCAGCAGGACCAGCAGCAGCGGAUCACACAGCAGCUACAAGAGGGUGGCUGAGCAGCAGCACGCAGCAGCUGAGCAGCAGCUGCUGCUGCUGCAGUGGAGAGCUUAGGGACUUAGGACCUUGCGGCGUGGAGGGCUGCUGGUGUGCUGCUGCUGCUGCUGCUGCUGAGGCAACGGGGUCAGGGUCGGUCUGUAUGUACAGCUCGCGCCUUAAAGUCCGCAUCGCCACGCAGCAGGAGUGCAGUAGCAACAGCAACAGCAGCAGCAGCAGCGUCGGAUACGCCAAGAGCCUUUGCUUCAGGCUCUACAGAGACAACGAGGCAAGCUUGCUGCUGCUGGCAUUGCUCACGAGUUUUGCUGCGCUGCAGCAGCAGCAGCAGCUUCGAGUGGAUUUCAAAGCCUUUGGAUUCAGAGUGUUGGAUUUGGUGAAGGAAUGCAUUGCAGAGGCUGCAGGAGAGCCGGCACAGCCAAGGCUUGUUGCGGUGCUUGUUCUGUCUCCAGAGGCUGCUGCUGCGCAAGCUGCUGCUACAGCUGUUACUGGGAUUGCCGGCGCCUCUGCUGCUGCUGCUGCAGCACCAGCGCUGCCUCCUCGGGAAGGUGUCUCUGUAGCCGCCGACGCACGGCGAGCGGCGGCAGCAACAGCAGCAGCAGCAACAGCAGCAGCAGGAAGGCCCCCCACGGCGGUGCUAAGGCUUAUAGAAACAAAUGCCUUUAGAGAAAUUGUUCAUCUUUAUUUCGACUUGCGGGCAGGCACGACUGCUGAGGUGUACAGACACCUCACCGCCCACCUGCAGUACUUCCAGCAUCACUGUGCCUCGUUUCGCGGAACCGCAGCGGAGCUCCAGCGAGAGAACCGCCAGCUGCUGCUGCUGCUGCAGCAGCAGCAGCAGGAAGCGGAGGCGUCCUUGCUGCAGCUUGCCCAGCAACAGCAGCAACAGCAACAGGAUGCGGCUGCUGCUGCAGAAGAACAGCAACACCAAAUACUGCUGCAGCAACAGCAACAGCAGCAGCAACAACAGCAGCAGCACGAGGAGCAAUGUCAGCGUCUCACCGAACGACUUCAAAGUGCCCAGCAGCAAGUGCUUCAU
Eimeria tenella is the source of this 1845-nucleotide messenger RNA. RefSeq lists its product as uncharacterized. The annotation marks the transcript as partial. Gene Ontology annotation, cellular component: centriole. Lineage: Eukaryota; Apicomplexa; Conoidasida; Eucoccidiorida; Eimeriidae. The transcript is spliced from 6 exons. Gene Ontology annotation, biological process: centriole replication. The record is from RefSeq and is a predicted model, not a curated record.